This is a messenger RNA of Penaeus vannamei (Pacific white shrimp), 2647 nucleotides long. NCBI's taxonomy places the organism in Eukaryota, Metazoa, Arthropoda, Malacostraca, Decapoda, Penaeidae. The record is from RefSeq and is a predicted model, not a curated record.
CGACGUCCCAGACUACAGCGACGACCAGGACUACGUCAGCGCAGACUACAUGCCAGGUGUCAGCGGAAUCAUCAGGCGAGAGAACUUGAAAAAUAUUACGAGCUGCCUCAACGGAGACAAGACGGAGGAUAGCCCGUGCAGCUGCCACCCGUGUUGGGAAGGAGAAUUCUGUCACGUAUACGAGGACCAUUACUCGCCGCGGUUCCUCGUCCACGCUGCUACUGCCGUUGUGCCCGAGAACAUCACAGGACCAGUGUACCGGGCGUGGGCUACCGACGGUGACUUGGGCCUGACGUGUCCCUUGGGCCCCGGGGAAGCGUCGCGGUGUCCCUGCGCGGCCGUCAACUACCAACUUUUUGCAGCCCCGGGAGACCACCACUUCUACCUCCAUCAGUCCACGGGCGUUCUCAGCCGGAACCUCAGCGUGCCUCUUUACCCCGGCACGACACACAACUACAAGCUGAUGGUCCAAAGCACACCGAAGCGCGAGAGAAUCCAAGACUUGCAGUACGACAUCCUGGACCUGAAGAUCUACGUCAGCCCUGAUUACGUCACGAUCAUCCCCUGGACCUGACCCGUGGCUGAGGACGAGGAGGAAAACCAACUCGCCCGCCAUGGAUUGCUCUGAGGACAACCCUUCGACGUUCUGGGACGUGUGUGUCGCCCUUUAGGAGACAGAUCGAGAUUCCUUCGUCUCUCGUCUUAACCAUGUGAUCUCCUUUGGAUAUCUUUAGUUAUUCCUGUUUUUUUCUUCUUUUUUUUUGCCCUCCUUGUCGUCUAUACUUUCAUUCCCAAUGCCUUAUCGUUGUUUCUUUACCUCUUACGCCCACUGACUCCUCUUCCCCCAUCGCUCCCGACUGCCGUUCCUCCCCUCUGACUCCUCUUCCCUCUACGACCUCGUGAAGUGUUCUAAGUGUCUUCUUUGGAAAAAAAAAAUGUGUUUUUCGGUUUGUUCAGACGAAAAGAUGAGAUGUGCUUGGCUAAAAAAAGGGAGUAAUAAAAGUGAAAAAAAACAUGCGCGUAAAAAGAACCUCCAGUGAAUCAAAGGACCAGCUCUGAAAGGCUAGCAGAUACGAGUCGCCCUUUUCCCUUCCACAGGUAAAGGCGAUCUCUCUACAUCCGCCUUUCGAUAGCUGUAGAAAAUAUACUUUUCCUGACCAAAGACACAGAAUUUAAAAGAACAGUUAAAUCUGAUUCUCACGAACGCUUACGAAAACUGAGGAAAAGCGAAUGACACUCGUCCUUGUGUGUCAACUGUCAUGAUGUGGGUUUUCCUCUGCGAGUGCGACUGACGUUGAAAGGUCGUUGACCCCGCGGACGAGGUCCUUACGACAUCUGGGAACUCAUUUUCGGCAGUGUGUCCUGUCUUGAUUAUUUUUUACAUUUUCUUUGAUAUUUUUAUAGUCUAAAGAAAAUGGGAUCACAAAAAGCUUAACAUUUUCUAUGAAAGGAAAGGAAGAAAGAUAAACCAAUGAAAAUGAAUAACUAAAAGGAAGGAGACUCCGAAUGAUUUAGAGAAAAAUGCCUACAUCAAGAAAAAACAAACAUUUUAAAAAUGAAAGCGCUGCUGAAUGCCAGGAACAUUACGUAACUCACUUUGGCAUUUCGAAAUGACGUCAGUUCUUGCAGUCCCUGAGGCGAUGUUUUUGGAACUUAGAAAUCGGGGAAACUUUACUUUGAUAAAGAGAUCAAAACAAGAUUUUAUAUAAUAAACGUUUUUCCUCCCCGCUGUACGCCAUCGUGUAAUUCUUUUUAAAGAACAUAUAUGAAAUUUAGUUUUUUUUUUUUUUGUUUGUUGAUCUGGUAAGCAGAUACCAGUGACAUUAUCAACCGCAGUAAUUAUGUAAUCCGACUCAUACUGUAAGUCGGAAAAAAUACACCUAUUCUGAAUUACUGUCAGUGUAUCUCCCUUAUAGAAAUGGAAUAACUAUCAUGUUGUAAUCUAUCUGUAUUAUAUAAUGUAAUAGAUUAAAGAGUUCCAGAUAUUUUCGUAUGUGCUACAAUAAUGUUGAUAUUGCAGCGUCGUGCAUGUUGUAGAGAUAAUGAUGAUUAAGAAAUAUAUAAUGUAUUCAUCAUUUACGCAUUUGUUUUUGUGAGAUUAUCGUGUACUAGUUUUUAUUUUAUUAUUAUUUUUUUUCUUUUAUUUAUUAUUAAAGUUUGUCUCUUUAUGUGUGAUCACUUUUCACGUUUUCUGUUACAUGUAUGUGUUUAGGAGAGAAGGCAUUGUAAUUAAACUGCGCAACAUUAGGUUUACUAAUUGUACUACAGUCGGAAGGAUUAUGAAAAAAAGGGAAUUAUAACAAAACUGGAAAAAGUAAUGAGAGAUUAUGCAAUCAAGAGGAAGAUUAAUGAAGAAAAAAAUAGAGUUUGGGUUUUUCAUCGUUUGAGAGAAAAGAGAAUUUUGUGUAUAAUUGUGUAUAGUUGCCAAAGGUCUAAAGAUGAGCUUGUAAAUCUAACUCACCAAAAGAAACUCAGGAAAAAAUCUGAAAAAAAUACAUCUAAGUUUAGAAUAUAGCAAAUUAUUAUCGUAAGGAUUACUAUUACACUUUUUAAUAAAUUAUUUAUAUGUUAUCACACAAACACACCUAAUAGGCAAAUUUUUUAUGUCACCAUUUUGAAUGCCCAGAGUUAACAAUACGGCUUAUGU